CUCCAUAUCCAGCUUGAGAGGGCAGCAUAGCGCCAAACAUUAGUCGUAUUCGCGCGGGUCGAAGCAAGCCAUGAUAUAACAGCUCCUCGUCCCCAUUGCGGGGUCUGUCUUUCUUAUCCCCUCCCACGAACCCGCCUCCGCUACCUCUCCCCCCGACCCCCGUAACUGCUCCGUCGUCGUCGCGUCGCAAUGGGCCUCCUCACCACGCAGCCCUUCAAGGGCGUCUACGCCCUCGGCGCAUUCACCUUCGAGCUCGCCCGCCUCCCCCUCUGGCUCGUCAAAUACCUCACCUCGUACGGUCGCCAACACCCCGAAUGGAGCUACCGCCAGGCGCUCGGCGUGCGCAUCUUUUUCUCCGCGGUUCACCACCUCGCGGCCGUACAGGCCAAGACGCCACUUCCGCAUACGCCAGGCAAGGAAAAGGAACGAUUUAUCAUAAUCAAAGCGGCGGAGGGGAAGUACUUCAAAGGCCCGCUCGUCAGCAACGAGGAUGUCAAGCCGACCGAUAUCGGAGGGACGUGGUAUCCCGCGCCGCUGUCUGCGAGCAGUGAUCUGGGGAACGUGCUAGUCGUACUGCACAUCCACGGCGGUGCGUACGUGAUAGGCGACGGGCGGACCGAGGCGAGUGGCUAUUUCGCGAAGAAGGUGCUCAAGCACACGCCCGCUACCCACAUCCUGUGUCCCCAGUACCGGCUCUCCACGCUGCCCGCGUCCAAGACCUCGAAUCCUUUCCCCGCGGCCCUGCAGGACAGCUUGACCUCGUACCUGUAUCUGCUGCACGAGCUCAAGAUCCCGGCUGCGAACAUCGUGCUCUCGGGCGACUCGGCAGGGGCUAACAACGCCAUCGCGCUGCUGCGAUAUCUCGCAGAAUACGGGGCAGAACUGGGCGUACCGCACCCCUCGGCCGCGCUGCUGUGGUCCCCUUGGGUCGACCCCUCCGACUCCUCCGACGACUACACUCGCACUAAUCCUAAUUACGCCACCGACUACCUGCCCUACGCCUUCAUUCACUGGGGUAGCACCGCGUACGCCGGCCUGGGCAGCCUCGACACGCCGUACGCGUGCCUGAAGCACAGGGAUGCGGGGUUCAAGACGCCCGUGCCGCUGUUCGUGAACGCGGGCAGUGCAGAGAUAUUGUAUUUUGAUGACAAGGAGUGGGCGGAGAUGAUGCGCGGGAGGGGGAAUAAUGUGACGUGGGACGUGGAGCGGAAUGCGCCGCAUGAUGUGUUGUUGUUGGGGAAUGUGCUGGGGUUUGAUAAGGAGGCGGCGAGGAGUGCGCAGAGGGCGGGGGAGUGGUUGACGGGUUUGAGGAAGUAAUGGUCAGGAGGGCUUUAAAAAAUGAUGGUGGGAUGGUAUUCUGCAGCUAUCUAUAAAUUGGUGAGUGAGUGGCUCUUAGCGCUCCCUCGAAUAUACUUGCCCUAGGUUGAAGAAAUCUGCUUCUUCG
This is a messenger RNA of Trematosphaeria pertusa, 1444 nucleotides long. Its product is annotated as alpha/beta-hydrolase. Gene Ontology annotation, molecular function: hydrolase activity. Lineage: Eukaryota; Fungi; Ascomycota; Dothideomycetes; Pleosporales; Trematosphaeriaceae. The transcript has a single exon. The coding region runs from base 190 to 1317 and encodes 375 amino acids. The record is from RefSeq and is a predicted model, not a curated record.